Messenger RNA from Microbotryum saponariae, 1299 nucleotides. Lineage: Eukaryota; Fungi; Basidiomycota; Microbotryomycetes; Microbotryales; Microbotryaceae. The record is from the annotation of a GenBank genome assembly.
AUGCAACCCCACAACCCAUGGACCGACCCAGCCCCUACCUCGCUCUCCAACUGCACCCCAACCUCCGCCACCUGCACCGGCUCGACCUCUGAUCCGGCCCUGCCGCCGCACCAGGCCGCUCUGCUCGCAGCCGAAGCCAGAGCCCAAGCCCAAGCUCUCGCCGCUACCCCACCCGCUCAACCGACCGAUGCCUAUCGACAACAACACGUCCCCUUCGACCCUUCGACCUUCCAGGCUGGUGCCAAGGACAAGUUGCCGUUCCACAGGAUCUUGGAUACUCAGGUGCGUUCAAAAGGGAGAGAGGGAGGACGUGAUUAGGUCUGAUUCGGUCCUCAUUCAGACGCUGAACGCUGACCUGAAUUGCAUUCCGUGCACCUCAUCACAGCUUUUACCAAAGUGCUCCAAAUCUCAAGCUGUGCAGACGUUGCAACUCAUGCAGACCAUACUGGGGUGAGCCUCGAGCAACCUCGAGCUCGAACCUCGGCGAAUUCGGGCAACCAAAUCGACCCUGACUUUUUCACUUCCUCUGACCCGACAGCAACCUGCUCGAACCGCCCAAUCCGGCCCAAGCGAUGAAGUACCGUCAACUACGCAAGUCGAACGCGCAGAUCCAACGUCACCUCGUCGACGUGUCCUCCGCCGCCGCGAUCGACUUUCUCCUCCUGUGUUCGUUCCGCAUCCAAAUCAUCGACUUUACCGAAUACCUCGUUUACCCACCCUGUCCCUCGGCGAAACAAUUGCAUCAACUCAAGCUGGGCGCCCAUGUCGUCGCGGUUGUACUUGGUCGGGCAAAGGAGGCCGAAGAGAGGGAGGGGAGGUAUCGCCAGAGUGAGAAGGACGUGCAGGAGGAGAGGAAGAAGAAGGCGCUGUUGCAGUUCGAAGAGGAUCGCAGGCUCAAGAUGGAAAAGGACGAGAGGGGUCAGUUUGAAAUGGGUUAGACUCAGGCUUUGAGCUCACUACUCAAACACUAUUCGUCUUCUUCACGCAGACCGCAUCGUCCGCACCGAGAAAGCUCGUCAAGCCUCCGAAGCCGAAGCCAAAGCCGAACUCGAACGCCUACGCCUCCAAGCCGACGAUGCGUCGGACCACCCCGUCUUCACAGGUUCCACGUCCGCAGCAAGGUCCAUGACGAUCCAACAGAAUGAUGACGACGAUGACGAUAGGGAUCGACCGCCUAGUUAUGGGAGCGUGACGGGUCGGGUCUUGGGCACCGGCGACCCCGUUGUGGAUCAUGAUGGGUUCGUGCAGAAUCAGGAUUUGGAAGACAGUGAUGAGGAGCAGGAAUACGAGGAUGCGUAG